Molecule: messenger RNA, 1098 nt
Organism: Plasmopara halstedii
Lineage: Eukaryota; Oomycota; Peronosporomycetes; Peronosporales; Peronosporaceae
Exons: 1
Coding region: 638-913 (91 amino acids)
Source: RefSeq, a predicted model, not a curated record
AUCCUCAGAGACAACACAGCUCCUACUUCUUGGUACUAUUGAAGGUAAACUCGAGAAUGUCAUGUAUGGGGCAGUAACCACAACGGACGACGAAAUGAAGAUUCCGUCGGCCUGCUCAAAAGAAAGCGUGCAAGAUAGCAAAGUGCUUUACAAAAUUAUUCAUUCGAGUUGUCGCGAUCCUUUCCGCUCUGUCGCUUUGAAAUGGAGAAUGCGACUAUGUGUCACUCGACACAACAGGGAUGACUAAACUCUAUGGAUGUGAACGGAUAGGAUACAGUAUUUCACUUUCCGUAUCUCUUUCGGAAAUUCCAAGACGCACAACAUUGAACGAGAAAACAUGUCCGUGUGUUCAUUGUACCGCCAAAAAAACACCAACUAUCGUGGAAUGUUACGUACGCGGAUUGUUUAACUUUAAAGCGAAAAAGGAAGUGUUUAAGAACAUUUCUAUUUAAACAAUUGCGACGCAGUGGUCGGUUUUUACACGAAUGAGCGCAUGUGCUCUCGCAAAGAAGCUAUCUUGGAAGGUAUGCAAGGGCUCUGAGUGGAACUCUCAAUUUUUUCGAACCAAUCGGUUGGCCGACAACCUCUACGAUUUGACAGUACCUACCCAUCGACGUCGACCAGCAACUGCUAACGUAUGUGGUAUAUGUUUUCAAACCUUAACCUUAAUCAUAUGUAUCUGACGUACCUGCACGAGCUGCAAGCUGCCAGUCUGCUCGAAAUGCGUCGACAAGAGAAAAGUCAUUGUUCUCAAACCCAACCAACACACGGCACUCGAAUAAAAGCGUUUGUUUCGUAUAUCGUGCAUGACGGCAGUGGAAAGAUACGAUGUGAUGCUUAUAGUGAGAGAGGAGCUCGUUUCAAAACCGAGAUUGGAGUAGGAAACGACGACAUGUAUUCGGCCCGAACAUAAUUGUCAAUUGACAACUCUAGCUUCUACUCUUGCUUCGAAUCUUGACAGCUCACCGUGUGACCAACUUUGAUUUGACAAUAGCAACAUUGUGGAGCAGCACGAAAAGGGAGUGACGCGAAAUAGAAUGAAUCUUAGUUCGUCGAUAUUUAUACAAUGGAAGAAAAAAAAAUUGACUUUGUAGAAAC